AUCAAAACAUAAUCAAAGAUGAAAGGUACAAGCUAUUUCGGCGUUUCUUUCAAACUUUUGACUGUUUUUUCGUUAUGGCUUGAUUGCACAAGCUCCCUGGACAAUGGAAUGGCCUUAACGCCUCCAAUGGGAUGGAUGGCAUGGGAGAGAUUUCGAUGCAAUGUUGACUGCGACACAUUUCCAGAUACUUGCAUUAGCGAGAAACUCUUUAUGGAUAUGGCAGACCGUAUGGCUGAAGAUGGAUUCCAGGAGGCUGGUUAUGAAUAUAUUAGCAUUGAUGAUUGUUGGAUGGAAAAAACACGCGAUAGCCAGGGAAGAUUACAACCAGAUAAGAAAAGAUUCCCCAGCGGGAUGAAAGCACUUGCAGAUUAUAUCCAUUCAAAGAAACUUAAAUUGGGAAUAUAUGCAGACUAUGGGACUCACACAUGCGCAGGUUAUCCAGGAAGUAUUGACAACAUGAUGCUGGAUGCAGAGACAUUUGCAAACUGGACUGUUGAUUAUCUGAAAUUUGAUGGUUGUUACUCUGAUCCUAAAACAAUGGCCACCGGAUAUCCAGAGAUGACUAAGGCUCUGAAUGCUACGAAGAGAGCAAUAGUGUUUUCUUGCAGUUGGCCAGCCUAUUUAAACCCAAAGCCAGACUAUCAAAUUGUUGCUAAAUACUGCAACUUAUGGAGAAACUAUAAUGACAUUCAGGAUUCUUGGGACAGUGUUCUAACUAUCAUUGACUACUAUGCGGAAAACCAAGACGCCCUUGCCAAGGCUGCUGGGCCUGGAAAUUGGAAUGACCCUGAUGAGCUAAUAAUUGGCGAUUUUUCGUUAAGUUUUGAGCAAAGCAAAUCACAAUUUGCAAUCUGGGCAAUAAUGGCAUCGCCUCUUAUUAUGUCGAACGAUCUUCGAAAAUUGGCACCAGAAUUCAAGGAAAUUCUUCAAAAUAAGGAUGUCAUAGCUGUAAAUCAGGAUAAACUUGGAAUUCAAGGAAAACGGGUGUAUAAAUCCACCAGUCACUAUGAAAUAUGGUGUAAACCAUUAGCAGACACUUCGGUAGCUGUGGUGCUGUUCAGCAAAAGGACAGAUAUGCCUAUUCAAAUAUCGUUCUCCUUUAAAACUGUUGGUUUCCCAGCAUCUUCUGCAAGAAUUAAAGACCUCUUCGCUUCCAAAGACCUUGGAGUUUUCAAAGAUUCCUUCAAAGGUCUCGUAAACCCAAGUGGAGUUCUCAUGCUGAAGUUGACUGAUAAUUGAAACAUUGGCGCAUCCCAAUAGUAAUAAUGAUAGCUAAUUUUGAUACAUUGUAUUGAGCGUUGAAUUUUUAUGUGUUGCAAUGAAUGUAAACGAUUGAAAGGUCUUUGUUCCUGAGGGAAAAAAUCCUUAACAAAGGCCUGAGUUCAUUUACAUUAAAUACGAUACAUGAAGGAUCCAACACAAAAAAAUUAGGAUUCUAAUUGAAGAUGUUAAUUGCGUCAAUUGAGACGUAUUAGAAGGAACUAAUGAACAAAAUAAAAUACAAUUAAAAAUCGCGCUUUUCUUGUUAAAUUAGAUUGAACCACGAAUGAAUCGCGGGUAUACUGAUUAAAACUGAAUAAUAUACCAUAUAUUACUAUAUCUCUCAAAAUUGUAAUUUAGCGACAUUUCUCACUGUACAUGCGCAGAUACUUUCAACUUCUUGCGUCCCACAUGCCUGCCGGUCGCGUACUGUUAUGUAUUUAAAAAUAAACACAAAUCAAUGUUUCCUGAGGUCCGAAUGGGGAGGGUUAUCACGAAUCUGUAUAUACAGGUCAAUAAGGUUGU
Molecule: messenger RNA, 1785 nt
Organism: Dendronephthya gigantea
Lineage: Eukaryota; Metazoa; Cnidaria; Anthozoa; Malacalcyonacea; Nephtheidae
Product: alpha-N-acetylgalactosaminidase-like
Exons: 14
Coding region: 19-1239 (406 amino acids)
Biological process (GO): glycoside catabolic process; oligosaccharide metabolic process; glycosylceramide catabolic process
Cellular component (GO): cytoplasm
Molecular function (GO): alpha-galactosidase activity
Source: RefSeq, a predicted model, not a curated record